Molecule: messenger RNA, 1497 nt
Organism: Aspergillus sclerotioniger CBS 115572
Lineage: Eukaryota; Fungi; Ascomycota; Eurotiomycetes; Eurotiales; Aspergillaceae
Product: sugar transporter
Exons: 8
Coding region: 1-1497 (498 amino acids)
Biological process (GO): transmembrane transport; carbohydrate transport
Cellular component (GO): membrane
Molecular function (GO): carbohydrate:proton symporter activity
Source: RefSeq, a predicted model, not a curated record
AUGGUUCCAUCGCCAUUGGCAGCCAUAUCCAGGCAUUUCAACCGCCAUUUGACCCUCUCCUUCUUGGUUAUUGCCAUUUCUACCCUCAAUUAUGGCUUUGACCAAAAUGGCUACACGGUCAUUCAGGCCAUGGACCCUUUCAUCAAUCAGUUCGGAGAGUAUGAUCAAGCGACUGGUAAUUACAUACUCUCCCCGAGUUGGCUUUCAUUGUUCAAUUCCUUGAACUACAUCGGCUAUGCUUUUGGUGUGGUUUUUGGAAGUCUUGUCAGCAAUCGCUGGGGUCGCCGAUGGUGCAUGUUCUCCAUGAGCGGGCAUGCUGUGGUGUGCACCAUCAUUGCCGUCACAUCCAAGAGCAAGGUGCAAAUCAUGGCUGCUCGUAUUCUUAACUAUAUUUAUGUUGGGAUGGAGCUUGCAGUAAUUCCAGUAUAUCAAUCCGAGAUUGUGCCUAGCCCUGUCCGUGGGUUUGCCGUCGGAUCAUACCAAUUUGCUUUGGUGUUUGGGGGCUUCACGAUGAACUGCAUCUGUCGAAGCACCAGUGCCCUGGCAACUAAUGCGGCAUGGAGGAUUCCCUUUGGUAUUUUCAGCGUGGUGCCCACUCUUGUUAUGUCUCUGAUAUGGUUGAUUCCCGAGUCGCCUCGCUGGCUCCUGACUAAAGGCCGAGUGGAAGAGGCUCGCGAAGCACUCUACAAACUCCGCAGCGGAGCAUUCAGCGACGAAGAAAUCGCCGAAGAAUUCCGUGCCCUACAAUUCGCCCUGGCUAUCGAGCCCGAGCAGGGCAAGUCCCAUGAGAUAUUCCAGGGAGCUAAUAGAAAGCGCACGGCGAUCAUUGUAAUCAUGAAUUUCCUACAGCAAGCCACCGGCCAGUCCUUUGUGUCGUCCUAUGGGGCCGUGUUUGUCAAGAGUAUCGGCUCCGUCAACCCCUUCGACAUGACCAUUAUCAAUUCGGUUGUCAAUGUGUUGAUGCUUGGGGUCAAUUUGUGCUUGAAUGAUUGGGCCGGUAGAAGGCCCCUUCUGCUCAUCGGCGCCUUAUGGCAAGCCGCUGCCAUCUUCACCAUGGGAGGACUCGGCACCGCCGCUAAUCAAACCAUGGCCAUUAAGAAAGCCACGGUGGCGAUGCUCCCGAUCUUCUCGGGAGGGUUCUGUUUCGCCUGGGCGCCUUUAACUUAUGUUGUCACUACCGAAGUCACAACUGCAUCGGUGGCCAAUGUCGUCACUGCUUUCGCCGUCAACUUCUCUCUCCCAUACAUGCUCUAUGCUCCCGCCGAACUGGGCGGUCGCGUCGGCUUCAUCUUUGGUGGUGUGGCUGUUUUGUCCUUUGUUUUCACAUACUUUUGCGUGCCGGAGUGCAAGGGUAAGAUGCUGGAGGAAAUCGAUAUCAUGUUUCAUGAUGGCGUACCGGUGCGGAAGUUUCAGAGUACCAAGGUGGCGAAGAUUGGACUGGAGUCGGGGAAGAAUGGUGAUGAAAUAGGGUUAGAGUCUGCUAAUAGGAAUAUUUAG